Messenger RNA from Penicillium mononematosum, 225 nucleotides. RefSeq lists its product as uncharacterized. Bases 1 to 225 code for a protein of 74 amino acids. The transcript has a single exon. Lineage: Eukaryota; Fungi; Ascomycota; Eurotiomycetes; Eurotiales; Aspergillaceae. The record is from RefSeq and is a predicted model, not a curated record.
AUGCAGGCUGGUAUUGCAGACCUCGGAGCGACCAUUGAAAAACCCCAGAUGUCAGAACCCGAAGUCUGUCUCCGGUGGAUCUACUACAAUUCGAAGUUGCAGAAAGGUGAUAGUGCAGGUGUGAUUUUGGAGCUCCCUCCGCAUAUCAAGAAUAUCGCCAAUGGGCCUUUGCCAGCUGAGACCCUGAAAGAAAUGUUGACUGCUUUGGAAGAGACUGCGUGGUAG